AUGCCUCCCAGGAAGCAGUGGGACGACGAGGAGUCGGACUCUAGCAGUGCCCCCUCCACCCCACCUCUCCCCGCCACCCGCCGCGCGAAUAAAUUCGACGACGAGGAGGCCGAAGACAGCGAUGUCCUUGACGACUGGGAUGCCGCCGAAGACUCCGAAGUCGAGCGUGAGAAGGAAAAGAAGGCUGCCGAAGCAAAGGCCAAGGCCGAGGCCGAGGCUGCUGCCAACAAAAAGUCCAAGGCCCAGCGAAUCGCCGAACUCAAGGCUCAGCGUGCCGCCGCUCUCGCCCAGGCUGACGAGUUCGACGACGAGACCGAGGCCGAGCGCCGAGCGCGUCUUCGACGUACCGAGAAAGAAUCUGAUUUGAAGCACGCCGAGGAUCUGUUCGGCGAUAUCGGUGUUCCCGCUGGCCGUACCGCGACCAACGCUGGCGCUGCUGUCGUCAUCGACAGCAAGGACCCUAACAACACCGUCAACCUGAACACCCUGCCUCUCUUCAACCCCACCACCAAAGCCCAGUUCGAGACUCUACGCAACACUCUCGUUCCUCUGAUCGGUCAUCACGCCAAGAAGCCUCACUACACCAUGUUCCUCCAGGAGUUUGCCAAGCAGCUCGCCAAGGAACUCCCCAGCGACCAGGUGAAGAAGAUUGCCAGCACCCUUACUGCUCUCAGCAACGAGAAGCUCAGGGAGGAGAAGGCGGCUGAGAAGGGCGGAAAGAAGAGCAAGGCCCAGAAGACCAAGACUUCUCUUGUGGCCAACCGCCCGAACGAAGUCUUUGCGACUUACGAUGAUGAUUUCGGAGAGUAA
Molecule: messenger RNA, 810 nt
Organism: Scedosporium apiospermum
Lineage: Eukaryota; Fungi; Ascomycota; Sordariomycetes; Microascales; Microascaceae
Exons: 3
Coding region: 1-810 (269 amino acids)
Cellular component (GO): eukaryotic translation initiation factor 3 complex; cytoplasm
Molecular function (GO): translation initiation factor activity
Source: RefSeq, a predicted model, not a curated record